This is a messenger RNA of Fraxinus pennsylvanica, 1149 nucleotides long. Lineage: Eukaryota; Viridiplantae; Streptophyta; Magnoliopsida; Lamiales; Oleaceae. The record is from the annotation of a GenBank genome assembly.
AUGGGAAGGUGGUUAACAGUCUCAUCAUCAACAGUGGCUCCCUUAAGAUUUUCUCAAAAAUCCCCCUUUGUUAUUGCUUGUAAGCACCCAAAAGUCUCACUUCCAACGAGUUCCAAUGCAAAUUCACUGCCUUGUACCGGUUCCAAUUCUGGGUUUUGUAGGACGCUGCCCUUUAGCUUUAGAGCCACUAGAAUACUGUGCACAAAGGCUGUUUUAUCAGAGGUUCCUAAUCAGAGUCAAUUCUCUAAAGUUGGCGCAGAAUCCACAGGGCCCAUUCCUUCGGAGCAGCUUCUUCAGGUGGCUGAAACUGCCGCCGAGACUGGUGCUCAGGUUGUGAUGGAUGCGGUGAAUAAGCCUCGAAAUAUUGUCUAUAAGGAAGGACAAACUGAUCUGGUGACAGACACAGAUAGAAUGAGUGAGUCUGCUAUUCUGGAUGUUGUCCGAAAGAACUUCCAAGAUCACCUCAUUCUCGGGGAGGAGGGAGGAAUCAUUGGGGACUCAUCUUCUGACUAUCUGUGGUGCAUUGAUCCCUUAGAUGGGACCACAAACUUUGCACAUUGUUAUCCUAGCUUUGCUGUCUCCGUGGGUGUGCUUUUCAGAGGAAAACCAGCUGCUGCUACGGUGGUAGAGUUUGUUGGUGGACCUAAGUGUUGGAAUACUCGCACUUUUUCUGCAGCUGCAGGCAAAGGUGCAACUUGUAAUGGUGAAAAGAUUCAUGUGAGUCAAACGGAUAAGGUGGAACGAUCGCUUCUGGUUACUGGGUUUGGGUAUGAACAUGAUGAUGCAUGGGCUACCAAUAUAGAGUUAUUCAAGGAAUUCACUGACAUCAGUCGGGGUGUGAGAAGGCUUGGAGCUGCUGCAGUGGACAUGUGUCAUGUAGCUCUGGGAAUUGUUGAAGCCUACUGGGAGUAUCGUCUUAAACCAUGGGAUAUGGCUGCCGGUGUUUUGAUAGUUGAAGAGGCUGGGGGAACAGUUUCUUGCAUGGAUGGGGCAAAAUUUAGUGUAUUUGAUAGAUCUGUCUUGGUAUCCAAUGGUGUGCUUCAUGCCAAGCUUCUCGAGAGAAUUGGCCCAGCAACAGAGAAAUUGAAGAACGAAGGAAUUGAUUUCUCAUUGUGGUAUAAGCCAGAAAAUUACCACACACAACUCUGA